GUCGCGUUACCCUCUAAUUGGAACGCAGCCAUCGUCGUUGGAGAGCGUUGUUUCGGUUCUCUCUUUCCCAGGUUAUACACGUGUUCAUACAGAAUAUUCAUACCAGCGUAAUAACUGUAUGAAAAUAAUUAUCGUAUGUAUUGAGUUGCAAAAACAACGUAGCAAUUAUGUUGGUGCUGUUCGAAACAGCGGCAGGAUAUGCGAUCUUCAAGUUGCUGGAUAAUAAUAAACUUGAACAGUCGGAAAAUCUAUACCAAGAUUUUGCAACGCCGGAAGACGCCCAUGGAAUUAUUAGCUUACAGCACUUUUACAAGUUCGAAGACACGACUGAAGCAUUGUUAGCUAUUACAGCAGCUGUGGAAGGUAAACUAUGCAAAUCUUUGAAGAAAGCUCUCAGGAAACACUGUGAGAUGCAUGAACAAAUAGCAGUCGCUGAUGUCAAACUGGGUAAUGCCAUAAAGGAUAAAUUAGGUUUGAAUUUUAUAAGUAAUACAGCAGUACAGGAGUUAAUGAGAGGCAUCAGGAGUCAGUUGGACAGUCUGCUAGGUGGAGUACCCAAGAAAGAAAUGACUGCUAUGAGGUUAGGCCUGGCACAUAGCCUUUCUAGAUAUAAAUUGAAAUUCUCACCUGACAAAGUUGAUACUAUGGUAAUACAAGCAGUAAACUUGCUGGAUGAGUUGGAUAAGGAAUUAAAUAACUACAUGAUGCGAUGCCGUGAGUGGUAUGGCUGGCACUUUCCAGAGCUGAGCAAAAUCAUCCAGGAUAAUAUGGCUUAUGUGAAAACAGUACAAAUUAUCGGUAUACGAGACAAUGCUGUAGAUUGUGACUUGUCAGACAUCCUGCCCGAGGAGAUCGAAAAACAAGUGAAGGAGGCUGCAGAGGUUUCAAUGGGUACGGAAAUCUCCAAUGAAGACGCUGAAUUCGCGCAGUAUCUAUGCAGUGAGAUAAUACAACUGUCCGACUACAGAAGUCAGCUAUUCGACUAUUUGAAGUCCAGGAUGAUGGCAUUGGCGCCAAAUCUGUCGAUACUCGUAGGUGAACUGGUUGGUGCACGUCUCAUGUCGCAUGCUGGUUCUCUCGUCAAUCUUGCCAAGCAUCCGGCGUCCACCGUGCAGAUUCUAGGCGCGGAGAAAGCGCUCUUUCGCGCACUUAAGACAAAGAAAGAUACGCCUAAAUAUGGUCUGAUCUAUCAUGCGAAUCUUAUCGGGCAAUCUUCGAAAAAGAACAAGGGCAAGAUGUCCAGGAUGUUGGCGGCUAAAGCUUCUUUGGCGACGAGAUUUGAUGCAUUGGGCGAGAGCACCAACUUCGAUCUCGGUGUGGAACAUAAGCAGAGGCUGGAGGCACGAUUGCGGCUCCUCGAAGAAGGAAACAUACGUAGAAUUAGUGGUACUGCUAAAGCGAAAGCUAAAUUCGAGAAGUAUCAUAGCAAGAACGAGUACGCACAGUAUCCUACGUCCAUUGAUUCAACCUUACAGAAGGAAACUAAACACAAACCCUUAAUUGAAGAGAUCAAAGAAGAGCCACAGCAAGACAACGAGGAAGUUGAUAAGAAGAAAAAGAAAAAGAAGAAGCUUAGCUUGGACAUUAAGACAGAAGAAACAGAAGAGACACAAAUAAAACCGUCGGCAGAACCGACUGACGAAACGAAAAAGAAGAAAAAGAAACGUAGCUCAGUGAUCGCGACAGAGGACGCAGGAGAAUCUUCUGUUGUGCAAGAAACGCAAGUGAAAACUGAAAUGACUGACGAACCGAAGAAGAAAAAGAAAAAACGUAGUUUAAUAAUCGCAACAGAGGACACAGAAGAGUCUUCUGCUGUGCAAGAGGCGCAAGUAAUAACCGAGCUGACUAAUGAAUCGAAAAAGAAAAAGAAGAAACGUAGCUCAGUGAUCGCAACAGAGGACAUAGGAGAGUCUUCUGGUGUGCAAGAAGCACAAAUAGAACCUGAAUCAACCAACGUAUCGAAAAAGAAAAAGAAGAAACAUAGUUUAGUGUUUGAAACAGAGAUGUCUUCUGCUGUACAAGAUGAGGAAGAUCCAUGUCCUGUACCGAAGAAAAAGAAGAAACGUAGCUCAUUGAUCGCAACGGAAGGUGUAGGAGAAUCUUCUGGUGUGCAAGAAGCACAAAUAGAAACUGAGUCAACUAAUGUAUCAAAAAAGAAGAAGAAACAUAGCUUAGCGUCUGUAACCAUGGGGUAAAUAAAACGAUUAUUAUAAAAAUA
Molecule: messenger RNA, 2218 nt
Organism: Harpegnathos saltator (Jerdon's jumping ant)
Lineage: Eukaryota; Metazoa; Arthropoda; Insecta; Hymenoptera; Formicidae
Gene: nop5
Product: nop5 ribonucleoprotein
Exons: 3
Coding region: 168-2195 (675 amino acids)
Cellular component (GO): small-subunit processome; box C/D methylation guide snoRNP complex
Molecular function (GO): snoRNA binding
Source: RefSeq, a predicted model, not a curated record